This is a messenger RNA of Brassica napus (rape), 3980 nucleotides long. RefSeq names its product transcription factor RAX1-like. The transcript is spliced from 3 exons. Lineage: Eukaryota; Viridiplantae; Streptophyta; Magnoliopsida; Brassicales; Brassicaceae. Bases 763 to 1767 code for a protein of 334 amino acids. The record is from RefSeq and is a predicted model, not a curated record.
AAAACAACCCCAAACAAGAAACAAGGAAAUAUCAAGCAGAUAACUUAAGUUAAUGAUUGUUCAUUUUUCCCUCAAACUCAGCACAAAGUUUCUAGAUAUUGAAUAUUUUGCGCUUUGAGUGACAAGUACAAAAAAUUAAUCGAUUCAAAUUUAAUUCAUUUUGACAGCUCAACAACUGUUCAUCUUUCAAAAAAUGAAAAACAAUCAUGUUCAAGAUAAAUACUUCUCGGAUAUCUAAAUCAAGUGUUUAAUAUUGCAGAAUACAUAUAUGAAAUACGUAAACCCUCAGAUGUAUAAAUCGAGAGGGAGGGUUUAUUACCAAAGCAAAAAUCAAGAAUGGUAAUAUAAAUUUCCUUCAUCUUAUUUUAUUUUUGGGCAUGCUGAAGUCACAUUUCAAUGUAAUUUCCUCAAUAUGAAGAGCUAAUAAAAUAAUUGAAUUAUUGGAAAUCUAUUUUUUUUAGACAAAGAAAUCUAUUUUUUAUAAAACACGCACAAAUGAAUAAUUGAAAAUGCAUGCAUGUCAAUCAUAUUGACUUCUCUCACACCCAUAGCUUUUGAGACAAACUGAAAUAUUAUAAAUUAAAGUUCCUUUAUAUAAUUCAAUAAUAAUAAUAAUAAUAAUAAUAAUAAUAAUAAUAAUUGAUAGGUGAGUCCAAAUCCAAGUCUCUUAUUAAAAGGCCACAAAUCCAACUACUCCUCCAUAAACUCAAAAGCUCAAUCUUAAAAAGCAAGUAAGAGAUAAUAACACACUAACGAGAGAAAAUGGGAAGAGCUCCAUGUUGCGACAAGACAAAAGUGAAGAGAGGGCCUUGGUCUCCUGAGGAAGAUGCUAAGCUCAGAGAUUACAUUGAGAAGUAUGGUAAUGGUGGAAAUUGGAUCUCUCUUCCUCUCAAAGCUGGUUUGAGGAGAUGUGGGAAGAGUUGUAGAUUGAGGUGGCUAAACUAUUUAAGACCAAACAUAAAACAUGGCGACUUCUCUGAAGAAGAAGACAGGAUCAUUUUCAGCCUCUUUGCUGCCAUCGGAAGCAGAUGGUCAAUAAUAGCAGCUCAUCUACCGGGAAGAACAGACAACGACAUCAAAAACUAUUGGAACACAAAGCUAAGGAAGAAAAUCAUGUCUUCUUCUUCCUCCUCUUCCUCUCACUCAUCAGCUGCCAUGGCUACUCCUUUUCUAAACCCUAAUUCUCAUGAUGUGAAAAGACCAAUAACCCCAUCAGCAACUAUUGCACCUUUUUCCUACAAUCCGUAUGUUGAAAACUCAACAACAUCUCUCAUCUCCAACAUCAAUGGCUUCGAAGCUGAUGAUCAACAGAUCUUCCCCUUUUUUAACCCUAAUUAUCCUCACGAUUUCUCUCUCGAGGACAUGAGCAGCAAUAACAACAACAACAUUUCAGGCACAAGUGGUUUCUUGCUCAACCACAGUAUGUGUGAUCAUUACAGCAACCACACCAAUUUCUCCUCAGAUGUCAAUGGAAAGCGAUCAGAGAUUAUGAUGAAGCAAGAAGAGAUGAUGAUGAUAGACCACCACAUUGACCAGAUGACAAAAGGGUACAAUGGCGAUUUCACACAAGGGUAUUACAAUAACGACAUUAAUGGACAUGGGGAUUUGAAGCAAAUGAUUAGUGGAACUGGCACUAAUUCUAACAUAAACAUGGGUGGUUCAGGUUCAGGCUCAGCUUCAUCUUCUAGUUUCAUAAGCAACCUAGCUGAGAACAAAACCAGUAGUAGCCUCCUAAAACACAAGUGCUUGCCCUAUUUCUACUCCUAGUUCUUCUAGACUCUCUUGUUUUCUUAUAUAAAUAUAUAUUGGACUGACUGUUAGUAAAAUCAAAGAUUUGAUAGGGUAUGCGAGGAGAGAGAAUGAGAGAGACACUGAUCAGUUUUAUGGGAUUUGUGUUUUUUUUUUUUAACAUCGAUGUUGGAAAGAUUUCUAGUUAAGAAGAGACGAUGGGAGAUUUGAUUCCAUGAAACCCCAAAGGAUAUAUUUAUGGUUGAAGAGUAGAUCUUCUGUUUUUCCGUCGUGAAGAGUAAGAUCAUAUCAGCUUUUAGCUAGAACUUACAAACUUACAACAAAGCAUAAGAUAUACCUUUUUAACAAAAAAGAAAUUGAAGUAUAUGAUAUAUACAGCAUUGUUAUUGUUACUAACAUUCCAUCAGACUAUUACUAUUGUAAGUAUAUGCUUUAAAUAGUACAUAAUACGUUAAAGAUAAACUCUUGCAAAACAAGUGUCGGUUUGGAAUUUGUAUCUAGAGAUGGUGAAGCCUCUGGGCUGAGGCAUCCAAAGCGUUCACCGAAUAUAAUGUGUAGUGGUGGAAAAAUAAUUCUAUUAAUGUUUCCUUGAUCAUUUUUACAAAAAAUGGAUAGAGUUACUGAUUUGUUCAUGGUGAUAUAUAGUUUUAUUAAGCUUACAAAAAAAAAAAGAUAUAUAAUUUUAUUAGUUGUGAAAUGUAUCCAUUUUUUUCUUUUGGUCAAGUGAAAUAUAUCCAUCUGUAUUGUUGUUUUAGUUUUGAAAUAUAUAUGACCCAAAAUUAAUUCAAAGUCAGGGCACUAUUUCUGAAGAUUUGUUUCUUCCAAAUCUCAUGAGUUCCACUCUACAGAGUAUAUUUCUCAAAAAAAAAUCUCAUGAGUUCCUUUCUGCAGAGAUAAAUUUUGAUAUGGAACCAUUUGUAAGAAAUAUUAUUUCCACUAGACUAUCUGUUCAUUAUAAAGAGUACAUACUACAGUAUAUAUAUAUAUAUAUAUUCAUAUAUUUACAUAAAGAGUAUAUACUAGACUAUCUGCCAAAAAAUAAUAUAUAUGUAUAUCUGCCAAUAUAUUGGCAUACACAAUGGAUAUGUUGUCUUUUUCUACGUUUAGACUAUCUUUAAUGCAUUUUAUUAUUUUCACUUUUAAAAUUGAAAAACUCUAUUAUAGAGAUGAGAUAUGCUCUAAUAUAUUUUUUUUUAAAAUAACAAUUUUUAAAUAUAGAUAAAAAUAAUAAAGAAAUGAUAUUAAUAUAAAAAAUCUCUAUUAUAGAGGAAGAAAUAGAGGUGAGUUGGAACAGUUUUACCUGUAAAUAUUAUUAUAGAAGUGAAAAAUAAAUGUUAUUAUAGAAGUGAAAAUAACAAUGGGACAGAGACACUCUUAUACUAUGAUUUAAGACCUGUAUUAGAAGCAGUGUUUUAAAACAUUUAACAAAAAGCAAUAUUAAUAGCAGUGUUCUAGUUGCGAUUGACGGCUCCACCGCUUUCCGGAGAGCUAGAGACUUUGUCUUACCGGAAGUGAAGCUUCGAUUCUUGAAAUCAAAAGGUAAGUUUUAGGAGGAUCUUGUAAACGAUGGUUAGCCAGAAGCAUUUCUGUUAAAUUUUGCGCUUUAUAUGUGUAAAGUUUUAACCGGUUAUGUCUGUAAGCUCCAAGUUCUUCUCUAUGGAUUCUUUGUUAUUUUAUGGUUGGUAAAUUUUUAUGGCUUUAAAUUUGGUAAUAGUGUAGUCUCUUGGAAAUUUUGUCUUCCGCCAGCUUUGAUUCCGAGGAUGUACCUUCUUUCUGCCGGUUAUGUAAAUGUUUCUGUAUCGUUAAUAUUUCAAUGAAAUAUUUUAGAUGACCAAAAAAAGCAAUAAUAAUUGCAAUGUUUCAAAUUUUGAUUCUAUUAACAUGUAUACACAUUUAUCACUAAUUUAUUCAUUUUUGAUAGCCUUUUAGACUUGGAUUAUAGUAUUAAUGUUGUAAAUAUAUUAAAAAUUAUUCUUUUGUUUCUUCAUUUAUAGUUGAAAUUUGUCAAAUGUUUCAAUUUUGAUAUUAUUAAUACAGCGCGUGUGAGUAAAUUGAGCGACAUAUUAUUUAUAUAGACGUAAGGAUUGUGUAUAAAGUCAUCACCUUUGGUCAGUGUCUGAAACGGCUAACUGAUUGAUGGAAAUACAUAUACUGUUUAUUUAUUUCAGAGGACAUUUAUACCCCCUAUAGAAGGUUUUGGACUCUUUGGUUUAUCUUUUCCUUCAGCUAAU